CUGUAAUGGAGCCUGCAUCUUCUUCCUUUCUGUGUCUCAGAGCCUGGCUGUGGGCUGGGCCUUUGAUAUCUUUCAUAUAUUCCAUGGUGGAGUACCAGCCUCUGACGUUUAACCGCUGGUAUGUGUACCCAGCCUGGGCAUAUGGGUUGGGCUGGCUGAUGGCCCUCUCCUCCAUCGUGAUGGUUCCUGCAUGGGCAUUGGGCCGCUUAUGGAAAGCAGAGGGUAACCUCAAACAGCGUUGGUGUCAACUGUGCAGUCUGAAGAGCAACUUACCUUUGACCCGUAACCAGAGACCUAACAGGGAAAUGACAUCAGCUGUUUGACAAAGCCAUCAACACUAAGGAACAUAAACUACACAAUAUUGAACAAAUAGUGCCAUUGUCUUUUCACAUACAAAUGGAAAAAUGACAUUUGCUCAUCUCAUCUCAUUAUCUCUAGCUGCUUUAUCCUGUUCUACAGGGUUGCAGGCAAGCUGGAGCCUAUCACAGCUGACUACGGGCAAAAGGCGGGGUACGUCCUGGACAAGUCGCCAGGUCAUCACAGGGCCGACACAUAGACACAGACAACCAUUCACACUUACAUUCACACCUACGGUCAAUUUAGAGUCACCAGUUAACCUAACCUGCAUGUCUUUGGACUGUGGGGGAAACCGGAGCACCCGAAGGAAACCCACGCAGACACGGGGAGAACAUGAACUCAGCACAGAAAGGCCCUCACCGUCCAAGGGGCUUGAACCCGGACCUUCUUGCUGUGAGGCGACAGCGCUAACCACUAACCACCAUGC
This is a messenger RNA of Neoarius graeffei (lesser salmon catfish), 784 nucleotides long. Its product is annotated as sodium- and chloride-dependent GABA transporter 2-like. Lineage: Eukaryota; Metazoa; Chordata; Actinopteri; Siluriformes; Ariidae. The record is from RefSeq and is a predicted model, not a curated record. Bases 6 to 323 code for a protein of 105 amino acids. Gene Ontology annotation, biological process: sodium ion transmembrane transport. Gene Ontology annotation, cellular component: membrane. The transcript is spliced from 3 exons.